AUGAAUUGUUUACAUGGGAAACCUGCGGUAUAUUCUACAACAAGCAAUGGAACAUUUUGGUUUUGUGGUCAGAAUUCAUCUUGCAAUUUUAUUUGUGCGGAGAAUGAAUGUUACAUGUUCGAGAAAGCUAUAAUGGCAUGGAGAUGUACAGAGCAGCCGCAUCCGCGAUGUCGUGAGCAUAAUAAGUUGGCGAAGAUGUGUGUGGUGAAGGAUCUAAUGAAGGAGAGUUACGGGAGACCAUUUUUCGUUUGUGGGGAGAAGGGGAAGAAGUGUUCUUUUUGGAUGUGGGGCGAUGUGUAUCCGAUAGCGAAGCCAGAGUGUCAUCAUGGAUUACCGUGUGUGAUCCGAAAGGUGAAGAAGGAGGGACUGAAUAAAGAUCGUGUGUUCUUCUGUUGCCCGAAUGACAAGGAGUGUACGUGCCGAUUCUUUGAGUGGGCCCCUGAUGAACAAGUGGGAUUCUUUCAGACUGUGAACUUUAGUGAAGAACCGUUAGAGAAUAAGGAAAAGAACAAUUAUUUGGCAACCGAAUUUAUAAACAGUUUGGCAAAUGAGUUAAAGUUGUAA
Molecule: messenger RNA, 564 nt
Organism: Paramuricea clavata
Lineage: Eukaryota; Metazoa; Cnidaria; Anthozoa; Malacalcyonacea; Plexauridae
Source: the annotation of a GenBank genome assembly